UUGGGCUGGGUUGAGGAACCAUGCAUUGGUGGCCUUGUUGUUACCCAACAACCCCUUUAUGUGCCCCUUGGUCUGGCUAUUUGAUAAAUAGCCCGUAUGCCCCCUAGACGAGAGAGCUGUGGCAAUAACUCGCCUAUAUUCAAGGUCUCUCCCGAUACUUAAGAUCUCUCCCGGUACUUCUGAUCACUGCGGUUCUAUAUCCUAAACACCUGGCAGACAAUGGACGGUCUCAAAAACUUCAAAAUUCCCGUCGUGGGGCUCUAUGGUGUCCCUGGUUCGGGCAAAAGCUUCCUCAUCCGCCAACUCAAGGAGCAGCUCGGGGAGGGAGUGUUCCGCUUCUUCGAGGGCUCCGAUGUGAUUGCCUCUCUGGCCGAGGGUGGCCUCGAAGGCUUUCGACGCAUGUCAGAUGAUCAACAGAACACUAUUCGGCGGGCCGCCAUCAGCAAGAUUCAAGAAGAGUGCGAGUUUCUCGGACGCGUCGGAGUCGUCGCCGGCCAUUUCAUGUUUUGGACGGAGGGGGGAAAGGAGGGAAACCAGGUUAUCACGCCUAUGGAUUUGGCCGUUUUCACGCACAUUUUCUACAUUCAUGUCCCUGCCGAAGUCAUCUCCCAGCGCCGCUUGUCAGACAAAGAGAGAGAUCGCCCGCCUGCCUCUGUUGACCAUCUCCGCAAAUGGCAAAACACUGAAGAAGCCCGUCUCAGACUCCUUUGCCGCCAGAACCGAAUCAUUUUCACCGUCGUGCCCCAUCAUACGUGCUUAGCCAACAGGAUCUCGGUACUCCUGCGCAAUGUCGCUUCCCAUACGGAAGAGAACAACAUGGAUCGGGUCCAGAAAAGGCUAGAUGCCAUCGUGCGAGCUGCCAACAACCGGGGCCGCAUCCAUCGCAUGCUUGUUUUCGACGGGGACAAGACUCUGGCUCCUGUGGAUACCGGGGCUUUGUUCUGGAAGGCAGCGUCAGCGGCUGGUGUAGUCGAGACAGACGAGAUCCAAGGCUGUCCCCUGAAGGCCUUAUUCGGCAGUCCAAUGGGUUAUUCGUACGCCGCCUUCCGCCAGGCCUCUUUCCUGUACGGGGAGAAUAUCGACGACCAAGACUUCGAACAGCUCUGUGCCGAGGUUGCAUCUAUGGUGACCAUUCACCCCGAGUUUCUGUCCUUCCUGUGCCUGUUGGAGGCAGACAAUAAUGUGGGGGCCGUCGUCCUGACAUGCGGGCUGCGCCAAAUCUGGGAGAAAGUCCUGGAGCGCGAGUCUCUGCUCGGGAUCGUGAAGGUCAUCGGGACGGGGAGAGUCGCAGACCCGGACUCUUUCAUCGUUACAGCCAAUGUCAAAGCCGCGGUGGUCGAACAUCUUCAGCGAGCUCAUCGCACCAGGGUAUGGGCAUUUGGCGACAGUACCUUGGACUUACCCAUGCUGAGGGCGGCCGAUGAAGCCAUUGUGGUUGUCUGCGAGGAACAGAUCCGAAGCAGGUCAAUGGAGGCAUCCCUGCACAGAGCCGUCGACCAUGAAGGUUUCCGAGCACGACAGCUUCUGUUGCCCAACGACACGAAGCCACGUCUCAGCAUUGGCUGCUUACCCCUGGUUGGGCUCGACGACCAGGACUUUCUUGAAUCCAUUUUCACCUCGGUGCACCUGAAGAAAGCCAGACCUCGUCACGAGGGCUUUGAACCUGGCCGAGUACGAGUGAUUGGAGCGUCAGGCACCGGCGCAAGCCAACUCUUAAUGACUCCCAUGCGCGAUGCCAGAAUUUCCGGUCCGGCCCUACGGAAAGCACAUCGCGUGGUUGGACGCUAUAUGGCAACAACGUAUCUUACUGAGGUUAUUGGGCUUGAGGAGUCCCCGAUCCCGCACGUCCAGGGGUACGAGACGACCGGCUUCCGCCUGCGUGACGAGGAAAAGACGUUGAUCGUGCCCCUGAUGCGAGGAGGCGAGCCGAUGGCUUUAGGCGUCAACGACGCCUUUCCCGGCGCAAUGUUUCUUCAUGCGGCUCGGCCUGAGGACGUCAAGCGGGAGCAUCUCGAGGACCUGCGUACUGUCAUCCUGGUCGACUCGGUCAUCAACACCGGGAAAUCUAUUUCGGAAUUCGUCAAGCAUGUCUCCAAACAGCGCGAAGACCUUCGAAUCGUCGUGGUCGCCGGCGUACUCCAAGACAGGGCGGUUCACAAAGGCGAGUAUGCGCUCGACAAGCUCUCAGUGUAUGGCCUCGACGCUGUUGUACCGUUCCGGGUCUCGGAGAAUAAGUAUACCGGUCGAGGGACAACGGACACGGGGAACCGCCUAUUUAACACUGUCCAUUUGGCCUAGAGCUGUUGCACUUGGCCGCAUUCACAUCCCGACGGCCAUUCGCCCGCUUUACUUGCUGGAGGGACGAUUGGGACGAUCAUGGUGGAAAUGACCAAGUGAGUCUGACUUUGAGUAACCCAUGCUGUGCAUUGGAUCCAAUGUCAGCAUUGGAUUGAGACUGCUUUGUCUAAAAAAGGAAAAGAAAAGAAAAAUGGCCCGUUGUCCGUCUUGCCAUAGUGAUAUGCAUUUGGUUAUUGCAGUGACUUCAGUGCCUGACGAAUAACGACUGACUGAUGCGACCGCCUCUCUGAACUCGCAGGGCCUGACCCUCCUUCUGUCACAUUAUAACGUGUAUAAGCACUUGCAAGAGCGCCACAGUAGGUACGUACAAUGAUAUGGGAAUUCCCUUUUGGC
This is a messenger RNA of Sodiomyces alkalinus F11, 2691 nucleotides long. RefSeq lists its product as hypothetical. Gene Ontology annotation, molecular function: magnesium ion binding. The transcript has a single exon. Gene Ontology annotation, biological process: L-serine biosynthetic process; dephosphorylation. NCBI's taxonomy places the organism in Eukaryota, Fungi, Ascomycota, Sordariomycetes, Glomerellales, Plectosphaerellaceae. Gene Ontology annotation, cellular component: cytoplasm. The record is from RefSeq and is a predicted model, not a curated record. Bases 220 to 2298 code for a protein of 692 amino acids.